UAUAUAUACACCCACCUUCCACUUCUAGCUCCCGGACUCAUUCAUUAAACGUACGCUAAAUAUAAUUCUUCCUAACCUAAGCUAACUCUCUCUGAAUAUAACAAGCUAAUUAAGGCUAGUUACAGGAAUGUCUAAUCUGAAUGGAAGCGGCGGUAAUAAUGUUUCAAGCAGGAACAGAUCUCCUUCGACCAAGGGCAAGGCCACCAUUCUCGCAUUAGGCAAAGCCUUCCCCAGCCAACUUGUUCCCCAAGACCGCUUAGUCGAAGGCUACAUUCGCGACACAAAGUGCCAUGACCUUGCCAUCAAGGAGAAGCUCGAGAGACUUUGCAAAACAACAACAGUGAAGACAAGAUACACAGUGAUGUGCAAAGAUGUGUUGGAGAAAUACCCAGAGCUAGUGAGAGAAGGGUGUCCCACCAUCGCGCAGCGGCUGGAAAUAGCGAACCCUGCAGUAGUUGAGAUGGCGAAGGAGGCUAGCAUCGCCUGCAUCAAGGAUUGGGGCCGUCCAGCAGAGGAGAUCACCCACAUCGUUUAUGUCUCGUCCAGCGAAAUCCGGCUGCCCGGAGGGGAUCUCUACUUGGCCACCCAGCUGGGCUUGAGGAGCGACGUCAACCGCGUCAUGCUCUACUUCCUUGGCUGCUACGGCGGGGUCACCGCCCUCCGGGUCGCCAAGGACAUAGCCGAGAACAACCCGGGCAGCCGGGUCCUCGUCACCACGUCCGAGACCACAAUUCUGGGCUUCCGCCCCCCCAAUCGGGCCCGCCCUUAUGACCUCGUUGGCGCUGCCCUGUUUGGUGAUGGAGCCGCAGCCGUCAUCGUCGGCGCCGAGCCCAGGGAGUGCGUGGAGAACCCGUUCAUGGAACUCUCCUUUGCAGCUCAGCAGUUCCUGCCCGGAACUCAUAGCGUCAUCGACGGUCGGAUUUCAGAGGAGGGGAUCAACUUCAAGCUAGGGCGGGACUUGCCGGAGAAGAUCCAGGACAACAUCGAGGACUUCUGCAAGAAGCUCAUGGCCAAGGUCCCAACUGCAACAGCAAGCAGCAUGAAGUACAAUGACUUUUUCUGGGCAGUGCAUCCAGGAGGGCCCGCGAUACUGAACAGAUUGGAAGAAACUCUUGGACUGACGAGGGAGAAGCUGGAGUGCAGCCGGAAGGCGUUAAUGGAGUUUGGAAAUGUGAGCAGCAACACCAUCUUCUAUGUGCUGGAGCACAUGAGAGAUGAGUUGAGGAGGAGGAGGAAGACAACCGAAGAAGAAGAAGAAUGGGGACUCGCUUUGGCAUUUGGACCUGGAAUCACUUUUGAAGGGAUUCUUCUCAGGAGUCUACUGUGAUCCGCCCGGCCUUUAUUUGGUUCGAAUCAUCAUCAAUUCAAUUCAAUUCAAUAAUGUAGCUAAAAUAAAAUUCUCCCAGGUGGGUUAUUGAAGAUAAUUAAGGGCCGCUGUAAUUCAGCUAUAUUUAAUUUGUAGGCAGAGCCAGCAAUUGUGCUGCUGUUGUUUUUCAAGUUUUUGUUUAACUAAAAAUUGUCCAUGUUCAUGUCAUUACAAUUGUGUUCCAUAUCUCUUAAAAAACCCAAUGCUGACUACAACUUUUCUCCUGCAAGCACAAGGGUUAACCUUACGAUUAUACACUUUUUUUUACCAAC
Messenger RNA from Cuscuta europaea, 1638 nucleotides. Lineage: Eukaryota; Viridiplantae; Streptophyta; Magnoliopsida; Solanales; Convolvulaceae. The record is from the annotation of a GenBank genome assembly.